CCCUAGCUUGCCUUCUGGCCUAGCUUUCAGGCCUAGCUUUCAGGCCCAGCUUUCAACCACACACCAUCGAUACAGCAAUUGGAGUUCAGGAACUAUGGCCGACCCCUUCGAAGUACGCAUGCGGUUUACCAGCCAGCUACAACACCUAAAUGCGUCUGUCACUUCGGCGCAGAAGGCAGCAAACUAUGCGCUGAAGAAUCGGGAAAUGGAUGAGGAUUUGCAUUCGUGUAUAUUGGAGCAACUGGAGAAGAACAACAUGAACAACCGCGCCAACAUAAUGUACUUCAUCGAACACCUCUGCGACCUAGCCCUCCGCGAACACCACCUCGACUACGUGCGCAUGAUGCAGCGCGACAUUCUCCGCGUCAUCGAUGCCGUUGCCCCCGUUGACGGGUCCGGCGCCGCAAACGUGAAGGUUGUGCGACGCGUCCUGAAAGGCCUGGAAUCGAAAAAAGUACUGCUUCCGGAUACGGUUAGGGAGUUGGAAGAGGGGUUGAAAGAGAGGGAUAUCGCGCCUAGCCAUCCUGCAAUGCUUGGGGGGGAGGAUGGGGUCGGGGUGAAUGGGAACAGGGGGAGAGUUGGGAGGAAUGGUGGGGUUGGCGGGGCAGGGGUGGGGAUGGGGACAGCUGGGAGGCUGGGCAAGAGGGAGGUGGAGCAGAGGAUUGAGGAGGAUAGGGAGAGGCAUAAGCGAUUGCGGGAGAAUAUUUGGGCCGUGAGUGGAGAGGGUGAUGUAGAGGUUGAGAAGAUGUGGGAGGAGAGUAGUGAGAUUGGGGAAGAUGAUUGGGGGUUAGGAGUUGAGGAUCGGGAGGAGAGGAGGCAGGCUGUGGCGUUUGGCGGUUGAGGAUCGGGAGGAGGAGAGGCAGGCUGUGGAGUUUGGGGGUUGGGGAUCCGGAGGAGAGGAGGCAGGAUGUGGAGUUUGGGUGUUGCAUGGAUAGGAGGUAGGUGUUAAGGUUUUUAAGGUUUCAUAGACUGCUGCAUGGACUGGCGUUUGUAGUGGGGGAGAUACCAUUGGACAUGGCAUGCGAUAAUGGUACAUGUCUUU
Lindgomyces ingoldianus is the source of this 1042-nucleotide messenger RNA. RefSeq lists its product as uncharacterized. Gene Ontology annotation, biological process: positive regulation of transcription by RNA polymerase I; positive regulation of DNA-templated transcription, elongation. The record is from RefSeq and is a predicted model, not a curated record. Lineage: Eukaryota; Fungi; Ascomycota; Dothideomycetes; Pleosporales; Lindgomycetaceae. The transcript has 2 exons. Gene Ontology annotation, cellular component: CTDK-1 complex. The coding region runs from base 95 to 841 and encodes 248 amino acids.